ACAUGAUAGACCUGCCCAAGGCCGUGUCAUAUCUCUGCUUCUGUCUCUUCACUAUCAUCACAUGCCUCUCCCUUCUAGCUCUUUCAACCGGUCCGCCUCGCGCUCAGUCCGCACCUCUCGACGACGACGAGGCAGAAUGGCUUUCUUAUCGUCACGUCUCGCCGCCGUCUCAUUUCUCCGAGAGUAUCAUUUCUCAAGAUCUUGAACUGAGCUCUGCAUCACCAAACGCUCCAGGCAAUCCUCAGGCUCAAAUUGCAGAUCAAAACCCGAUCGCACAUAAAUCUCACUCUGAACUGACUCACUCCGAUUCCCCAGUAUCUGAAGCCUCAUGUGCCACCAUCGAAGAGUUCAGACACUUCCUCCUCAAGCUCAAGACUGAACCGCACUUCAUCCUUGGGCGUUAUGUCCAUCCUCACGUUUCCGUUUGGGAGCCAAGAUACCUUCAAGCGUUCAAAUUGGCUCAAGAAGAAGGGACCUUCAGAUUGUCCAGAGACCAAGUCAAGACUGAUUUGGAGAGAGGUAUAUUGACUAGGACCAAGAAUCAAGAAACGAUCCCGCUGGACAAAUGGCGGGGCAUUGACUGGAUAUGAUAGGUAGCGGAUUUCGAUAUAUUGCAUCAGCUACUGGAAGGAGUGACAGUCAGAUAAGAUUGAAUGGUCCUGAAACAAGUAUGCA
Kockovaella imperatae is the source of this 675-nucleotide messenger RNA. RefSeq lists its product as hypothetical. NCBI's taxonomy places the organism in Eukaryota, Fungi, Basidiomycota, Tremellomycetes, Tremellales, Cuniculitremaceae. The record is from RefSeq and is a predicted model, not a curated record. The annotation marks the transcript as partial. The transcript has 2 exons.